UUGAAAUUGUGUCUGUUUAAUUGUAAUUAAAAUGUAUAGCAUUAGUAAACUGUUUGUGUGUGUGUGUGUGUGUGUGUGUGUGUGUGUGUUUAGAACAUUCUUUGAAAGAUGGACGGAUUGACCGUGCACUAAAUGUCUGCAAAAAGGUGGUAGGGUGCUUCUCCUAUAGCUGGAGACGAAGGAGGGAGUUGUCCGAGGCCCAGAAAGAGCUCAAGCUCAAAACAAGCAAUGAUCGCCAGGGUAUUGGAACAACAGAGUGCCAUUUCUUUUGUUCUCUCCGCGGACAGAAAAGCCAGACACCUUGUCCCCACAUGGCAGGAUGUAGAGGUCCUUGAAGCGGUCAACAACUCCCUUUCUCCACUUGCUGAAUUCACGGAUGCUCUUUCAGGAGAGCAAUAUGUAAGUGUGUCAUAUGUGAAGCCUGUUCUUCAUUUGUUCAACAAUAAAAUCUUGGCAGAGAAAGAGGGAGAAACAGAACUGUCAAAAUGCAUCAAGAAAAAGAUCCUGGACUACCUGAAUAAUAAGUAUGAUGAUCCACUGACUCAAGAAUUGCUUGACAUGGCUUCUGCAAUUGAUCCCAGAUUCAAGCUCAAGUACGUCAAUGAGAACAGAGUUGAAGCUGUCAAGACUCGUUUGAGAGCUGAAAUGGCAUCAAUAUCUACUACAGUCAAGCCUCAACCAUCGGUGACUGUUAGAGAGGAUGCAGAUGACCAAAAUGCUCCAGCACUAAAGAAGACCAAAAAAACACUGGGCAGCUUCUUUAAAGUAGAUGAGGACCAGAGGCCAGCAUCGCCAUCUCUCAAUCUCCAAGACAUGGCCAUUACUGCAGAGCUACAGUCUUAUUUUCUAUCUGCUGCUGUUGAUAGUGAGGAGGAUCCUUUGGUCUGGUGGAAGGAACAUGCAAAACAAUUCCCAGCACUAUCCAAGUUGGCACAAAAGUAUUUGUGCAUUCCUGCCACAAGCUCUCCCUCGGAAAGAGUAUUCAGCACUGGAGGAAACAUUGUGAAUUGUUUGCGUGCAUCCCUAAAGCCUGAAAGUGUGGACAGGCUUGUGUUCCUAGCCAAAAAUCUUUAAAAGUCUAACUUGAUGUUGUUCAUUCCUGAAACCUUGAAGUGUUUUUAUGUCUUGUGUUCUAGGCCAAAAUACUUCAUAUGGCAAACUAAGUUUUUUUCUUUCUACAGGUUAUCUUGAGUUUUUCUAUUGUUUUAAUUUUAGUUUUAGUAUAAUACCAUGCAUACUAUUGCAUAUUUGCACUUUUUUAUUUAAAGAAACCAAACCAAUGUAGAAAAGCAAUAAAAGUUUUUCAGGAAGAGUGUUUUCAGCUUGGUUUUUUUUAUUUUUAUAUACAAAUAUGGCAUGAAGUUGCUUUAAACAUGGUAUAAAGCUACUUAAAACAUCAAUCAAUGUAAAUUGUAAUAAUCGUAAUUAAUAAUCGACAAUUAUGAUUUUUGUCAUAAUCGUGCAGCCCUAAUAGAAACUGAAACCAACACCCUGUCUAACUCAUCUGUAUGAGCCAAGCAUCCCGAACACUGCUCGUCAUCCACAGACCACAGAGCUAACUGUCACAUCACAAGAUGAGCUACACAGCGAGCUACAUGAGACCGGUCCUAACCACCCAUCGAUCGUCACACCUGCCCUGAUGCCAACAUUCCUGGUCAAUCUUGUCAAAAAUUGUUUGCCAUUAAGAUUGUUGGCCAUUAAAUCGAUUCGAAUUAGCGUCUAUCACCCACAAACCGACGGCCUGGGCGAACGAUUUAAUCGCACACUUAAAUCCAUGAUCCGUAAGUUCGUUCACGAAGACGCCAAAAAUUGGGAUAGGUGGCUAGAGCCCUUGUUAUUCGCUGUGCGCGAGGUCCCGCAAGCCUCUACGGGGUUUUCCCCCUUCAAGCUUCUCUAUGGACGCCUGCCCCGGGGGGUGCUCGACAUACUGAGAGAAACUUGGGAGGGGGCCAUCAUAGGGCAAAAACAAAAUUCAGUAUGUGCUGGACUUGAGAACAAAACUCCACACAUUGGGGCGGCUAUCAAUGGAGAAUUUGUUACAAGCCCAGGACCGCCAGAGCCAGCUGUAUAACAGGGGAACUAGGUUACGCAAAUUUGCACUGGGAGAGAAAGUACUUGUAUUACUCCCAACAACAAACUCUAAAUUAAUGGCUAAGUGGCAGGGACCAUUUGAGGUCGCACAACAGGUUGGACAUCUCGAUUAUGAGGUAAUACGGUCCGAUAGGAAGGGGUCGCGUCAGAUCUACCACCUCAACCUCCUUAAAAAAUGGAAUGAGGCGGAAUCAGUGAUGUUGGCAACGUUGAUUGGGGGGGAGGAUGAUCUCGGGCCAGAGGCGAAUAUCAAACCACAAUCCCUCGUCCUGGCUCCAGGUGGAGAUCACCUCUCGCCGUCCCAACUCUCUGAUUUAACGAAAUUGCAGGCAGAGUUUGCCGACGUCUUCUCGCCCCUACCGGGCCGUACUAACCUCAUUCAGCACCAAAUCGAGACCGAGCCGGGCGUGGUAGUUCGCAGCCGGCCGUAUUGUUUACCUGAGCACAAGAAAAAAGUAGUUCAGGCUGAAUUAGGCGCUAUGCUGGACAUGGGGGUAAUAGAAGAAUCUAAUAGUAACUGGGUGAGCCCGAUAGUUUUAGUUCCGAAAACAGACGGCUCAGUCCGGUUCUGUGUAGAUUACUGCAAGGUGAAUGCUGUGUCGAAAUUCGACGCGUAUCCAAUGCCGCGGGUUGACGAAUUGCUUGAUCGGCUAGGCACGGCUCAUUUUUAUUCGACCUUGGACUUAACAAAGGAUUAUUGGCAGAUCCCCUUGUCUCCAUUGUCCAGAGAAAAGACAGCUUUCACAACG
Messenger RNA from Carassius auratus (goldfish), 2840 nucleotides. Its product is annotated as zinc finger BED domain-containing protein 1-like. Gene Ontology annotation, molecular function: protein dimerization activity. Gene Ontology annotation, cellular component: nucleus. Gene Ontology annotation, biological process: regulation of transcription by RNA polymerase II. The record is from RefSeq and is a predicted model, not a curated record. The transcript has 3 exons. Lineage: Eukaryota; Metazoa; Chordata; Actinopteri; Cypriniformes; Cyprinidae. Bases 229 to 1074 code for a protein of 281 amino acids.